Macrosiphum euphorbiae (potato aphid) is the source of this 294-nucleotide messenger RNA. The record is from the annotation of a GenBank genome assembly. Lineage: Eukaryota; Metazoa; Arthropoda; Insecta; Hemiptera; Aphididae.
AUGAAAGAUUUCCAGAAGAUAAUUCAAAAUAUGAGAUUAUUUAUUUCAGUUCAUCCUAAAUACUUAAAACAAACUAAAAAAGAAGAAUUCAUUAUACAACUCCAAAAUCUAAAAUCAUUUUAUGGAGAAUUCAUAGAGAAUAUUGAAGAAGAAGGCCUAGUAUGGUACAAUAUGUGGAAAGAAAAAAAUGAUAACAAUUUGGAUUUUCUGAAUUUAUUAGAUGAAGUCACAUUUUUACCUUCAAUAAAAAAAAAGUCUUUUAAUAGCAGCUACACUUCCAUCUACUACAUGUAG